AUGGCGGACGGGGACAGCGGCAGCGAGCGCGGCGGCGGCGGCGGGUUCGGGACCGCCCGCGGCGGGGCGGGGGGGGCCGGCCCGGCCGCGGGGCCCGGCGGCGGCGGCGCGGCCGGCCCCGAGCAGGAGACGCAGGAGCUGGCGUCCAAGCGGCUGGACAUCCAGAACAAGCGCUUCUACCUGGACGUGAAGCAGAACGCCAAGGGCCGCUUCCUCAAGAUCGCCGAGGUGGGCGCGGGCGGCUCCAAGAGCCGCCUCACGCUCUCCAUGGCCGUGGCCGCCGAGUUCCGCGACUACCUGGGCGACUUCAUCGAGCACUACGCGCAGCUGGGCCCGUCCAGCCCCGAGCAGCUGGCCCAGGCCGCGGGGCCGCCGGGCGAGGACGGCGCCGGGCCCCGCCGCGCCCUCAAGAGCGAGUUCCUGGUGCGGGAGAACCGCAAGUACUACCUGGACCUGAAGGAGAACCAGCGCGGGCGCUUCCUGCGCAUCCGCCAGACCGUGAACCGCGGCCCCGGCGGCCCGGGGGGGUUCGCGGGAGGCCCCCCCGGGCUGCAGAGCGGCCAGACCAUCGCGCUGCCCGCCCAGGGCCUCAUCGAGUUCCGCGACGCCCUGGCCAAGCUCAUCGACGACUACGGCGGCGAGGAGGACGAGCUGGGCGGCCCCGGCGGCGGCGGCCCGGGCGGCGGGGGGCUCUACGGGGAGCUGCCCGAGGGCACGUCCAUCACCGUGGACUCCAAGCGCUUCUUCUUCGAUGUGGGCUGCAACAAGUACGGGGUGUUCCUGCGGGUCAGCGAGGUGAAGCCGUCCUACCGCAACGCCAUCACCGUCCCCUACAAGGCCUGGGCCAAGUUCGGCGGCGCCUUCUGCCGCUACGCCGAGGAGAUGCGCGACAUCCAGGAGCGCCAGCGGGACAAGCUCUACGACCGGCGCGCCGGCCCGCCGGGACCCGGCAGCGGCAGCGGCGCCGGUGACGACUCCGACGGCGACGACGUGGACGACGACUGAGCCGAUCCCCCCAGCCCUCGACCCCGACGCCGGCCCCCCACCAUCCCCCCCGAGCCCCGGGGCGAGCGGG
Molecule: messenger RNA, 1075 nt
Organism: Melospiza georgiana
Lineage: Eukaryota; Metazoa; Chordata; Aves; Passeriformes; Passerellidae
Gene: PURB
Product: purine rich element binding protein B
Exons: 1
Coding region: 1-1005 (334 amino acids)
Biological process (GO): regulation of transcription by RNA polymerase II
Cellular component (GO): nucleus
Molecular function (GO): DNA-binding transcription factor activity, RNA polymerase II-specific; purine-rich negative regulatory element binding; RNA polymerase II transcription regulatory region sequence-specific DNA binding
Source: RefSeq, a predicted model, not a curated record